CAUUUUUAAAACGGUAUAAAAGGAACAAUUUAUUAAUAGAAAGUAUUUUUUUUAUGUUGUUUAUGGAGUAUAAGUCAAUUCUUACUUGGUUUUUUAUUGUUGUUAUUAAUUCCAAUAAUAUAGUAUGAACGGUGCUUAUUUUUGGUUUUUUUUGGUUUAUUAACUCUAACAGUUUUGUUAUCUAGAAACGAGAAGAAGUAAGGAAUUUUUAAUUGCUUAACUAUUAUCGCUUUCAUAUAAUUGCACAUUAUUGUAUGACGUUGUUAAUUUUGUAGUAUCUAUAGCGUAAUUUAGUUUGCUUUUUUUUGGCUCUCUACAGAGAACAGCUGAUGGGAAGACAAAACUAUAUGUAAAUAUUACCUUUUCUCGAUAACAGAUAGGCUUUAUUUUGUCAUAAUAAGAGAAUAAGAAUGAGUGUGAACGAAAAAGACAGCUAACAACUAAUUGUAUAUCGUGUAUAAUCUUAUUAAGUAUAGUCUAUAUAUAAGAAAAGCUUAGUUAUGAGUUAUGAAAGGUGUUUUUUUUAACAAAUACUUCUUCAGAAUCUCCUAUCAGGAUCCGGAUGAAGAAACUAAGGAAAACGAAAAAGCAUAUAUCCGAAGUUUAAAGAUGAAUCUUGAAACUCAACAAUCGAGUCAUAUUCCAGUUGUUAAACUACGUCAUACCGAAGAUGACUCUGUUCCUGCAAUCGUUCUUCCUUCUCCUAUUUUUCAUCCAGAUAAAGAUAGUGAAGCUUAAAUAGUAGCUUGUAAUGAAACCAGUAGUUUUAUGUUUGCAAUUGUUAACAGGAAUAUUUUUGAGUUCUCCCUGAAAAAUUGAAAUUAUUUCCAAUGAUGUUUUUUUGUCUUUUACAUCUUGUACUUUUAUAUUCCUUGCUUAUGUUGAAAGAAAUUGACAUGACAAAAAUAAAUGUAAUAGAUGGCGCUGUAUAAGUGCGCAAGUUUGUUUCUUAAAAGAAUUGGUGACAAUCGUUUCUAGGUAACGAAAUUUCUAAGUGGUCUAAACGAAGAAUAGGACACCUGUUAACUAACUUCAAAGAAAUUUGUAAGACCAUUUAUGAGGGCCUUGUUAAUUGGUAACAUACGUUAUAAAAACUGCGCAUGCGCGUCGAACUAACAGCGUGGGGUGCGCAGCGGGGUGGAGAUAUCCCACUGGGAGUUGGCCCUGGCGUGGCCGAACGCUGCAGUUGUUUAGAAGAUUCUACGGCGGUCGGUUAUGUCUAGGAGGAAACAGGCCAGACCUAAGGCUCUACACCGGAAAUCUACCGACAAACCUCCUCGUCUCGGUACGUAGACAAACACUAAUUAUAAAUAUGAAAUAAUGACUAGGUUCAUAAAAUAAUAUAAGAUCUAUUCCCUCUAUCCCACUUUAACUGAUCCUCUCCGACUAUUCGUUUCUAAGAGUAACAGGAAAAGUUGUAUGUGACUUUUUUCUUUUCGAAAGUAAAUUGCCAGUGAGAAGGAGCUUGAAGAGGAACGAUGAAGCGCAUCAUAUAGAUUGCUGGAUCGUAUAUAUAAUUCGUUUAACUUCGCGUCGCAAAACAAGCGGAAUAGAGAGCAUUGCUGUAAUUGCAACAUGCUUCUAUUCCCUCUGGUAUUCGACCGUCAUUAGCCGACGAGCGCAGAAACAGUAGGAUAAUCUACGUCUCUCCUCUAAUUACCUAUACUAUAGGCUCAAACGUCGCAUUACUCAUUCGCCGUCGCGAAUCCCCCCUAAACUCCCACAGGAGUUUUGCCGAAUAAAUGUCAUUCAUUUUUUUCGCUGCGGUAAAAAAAGAAAGAAGAUGAGAAGUUCACUUAAAAAUAUAUAAAUAAGACACAACUAAGUGAAGGGGAUUUGAAACGUCGGGUGGUAGGAGGAGAGAAAGAGCGGUAGGGAAUAGUCUAAGAGACUAAGGGAAAAAGAAAGAGAAAAAAACCCCAAUCCACCAAGACCCGCGGCAUGACACAAUCGUUGCCCGGGUAACCGCGGGGAAUGGAAGCAUUAGUUAGCUCCCCGGGGAUACUGACGUAAAUGUCAGCGACCCUCCAGGGAAGGUAGUACAGUCCGUUUUCGUUUAUUGCAGACUGCGAAUUAUGUGAGAGAAACUUUAGUGAAGAAAGUGACUUCGACAAACACCGGACGGUUCAUUCGAGGAAGGAUGGAGUUUACAGCUGUUCCUAUUGUUCGGCUCGUUUUAAGAGAUGCGAUCAACUUUCCGCGCACGUUCGUUCGCACGACAAAUCUCGACCAUAUACAUGCUCCAGAUGCGCUUCUUCUUUUCCAACCUUGUCGACUUUUUCUACGCAUAUAACUUCGCAACAUGCCGAUUUCUUUCCGGUGGAUAUAUGCCCGAUCUGUGAGGACUUCUUUGAAGACUUAGAAAACCAUUUCUAUUCGCACGACCCGCCUUCUGCUCGGGCGAACGAUCGAUGGCGAUCAACUUACGAAUGCCCUUAUAAGCUUUGUCAAAAGAAGAACUUUGUAAAUCAGAAAGUAUUGGAUAUUCACAUUCAUACAAUGCACGGUCAAGGUGGACAAGCAUAUGUUUGCGAGCUAUGUGAUGCUGUGUUUCCUACAUUUUUUGAACUAGAUGAACAUUCGAAAGAGGAGCAUAGCAAGGUAGAACGAAAUGAUUCGAAUACAAUGUAUUGCUCGCAUUGUGCCAAAGCCUUUCCAAACAAUCACGCUUUGGCAGAACAUGUAAGGGAGUCACAUGGAAUUUUUAUGAGUUUAAAAAGUGAAAUUCUUAGUCCACCUAAUAUCGAGUCAGAAGAGUCUAAGACUGUCGAAUAUCCUUGUUCCUCCUGUAACCAAGUUUUCUCUUCUGUUGAUCUACUUAAUGAUCACCAAUUAGACAAACAUACAGAAGUACUCUACAGGUGCGGAUUUUGUAAAGAGACUUUAGACUCUAAAGUAGGCUUACGCGUUCAUUUUUCAAUGAAUCAUUCGAAUGAACAGCGUUCUUAUAAAUGCACCGAUUGUUCAGCGGCGUUCACAACUGAGAUUUUAUGGCAAAUGCAUAUGAGACGUCACAAUUCAAAGCCCUACAGGUGCCUUCUUUGUGAUGAAACUUACGCCACGGAAAGAGAAUUGGAAGUUCAUUCGGUCACUCAUAAGAAGACAGUCAAGUGUCCCAUUUGCGAGGAAGCAUUCCAUGUUGAGUACCUGCUAGAUCUUCAUCUUCAGACAGCCCAUUUCCCUGUCGCCCCAUCUCCUGCUAAAAGAUCAAAGAAGGAAAGAACCAAAUGUGAGAUUUGCGAUGUUCGUUUUCCAGAUGAAUUAGCACUCGUUCGCCACAGAAGAAUAGAACAUAAACUCGCUUCAUCUGUUUCUCCAUCAACGUUAAAAUGCGUCUACUGUCAAACUGAAUGCUUUAAUUCUUCCGAAUUAGAAUUUCAUAUACAAGAAAAACAUGCUCCGCCGCCUAUAGUUGCUCACAAAUGUAAUAUUUGUGACAAACUCCUGCCCUCUUCUACUUCACUAGUUCAGCAUAAACUUAGCCACGUGACACUUCCGUCCCGCCUCACUUGUUUCGUGUGCCAAGCCUCUAUCGCCGAAAAAGGAGAUUUUCUUAAUCAUUCAAGAGAUCAUUCCGUGAUUGGGAGUAAAUGUCUUGUUUGUAGGCAGGCGGUCAAUUCCACAGAAGAACUUCGAUUACAUUCUCAACAUCACUUUCCGGAAGAGAAAUGUUCCAGGUGUCAUAUUACUCCGACCAAUACCGAACCUUCAUCACCGAACGAGAUGUAUUCUUCGCAAAAUCGAACAAAUGAUAAAUCUAAAGUUUGUUCGUCCUGCCUAAUGCAACCGGAGAAAAAGAACAGUCAAUUACCAAAAGCCUAUCAAUGCAUAAAAUGUCAACAGUCAUUUCUUUCGGAAUCGGAGAUCCAAGCUCAUGUCGCCACUCACAUGCUGAAUGAAUCAAAUGUUCACGAAUGCAGACUUUGUUGGAAGAAUUUUGAUACUCCAGCACGUUUACAGUGCCACUUAAUAGAACAUUCUUAUGAUCAGGGUAAACCUUUUGAAUGCUACGUCUGUGGUAAGAUACUACCUUCAUCGGCGGGUAUACAACAGCACGUUUUAGAGCAUUCUGUCGGUUCAAGAAAGUAUUCAUGUUCAAGCUGCUCAAACGUCUACUUUUUUAGCGCUGAAUUAGAAAAUCACAAGAUAAGUCAUCAUUCGCAGAUGACAAACUCUCCAACUCCUUCACAGUGUCGUUGUCCCGUUUGUGGUAUUAUGUACGAGAGUUCAGCAAUUCUUCAUCAGCACGUUCUCGACUCUCACAGUAGCUCGAGUAAGAAGAACGAACAAUUGGAAUGCGGAGAGUGUAGGAGAACAUUUGCUUGUCAGGCAGCACUUAUCUCACAUUCCAAGUCUCACAAAUUUGGUAAAGAAAACAAAAUGGCCUCACAAACUAAUAAACCAUUUUCAUGUUCUAUAUGCUCUAAAAAUUUUACUAAAAAAUCUCAAGUACGGGAACACAUGAAAGUUCAUUACAGCCAAACAGUAUUUACAUGUCCCCAAUGUAGUGCCAUCUUUCGGGAAGCUGACGAAUUACGACUUCACUCCAACUCAGUUCAUUAUUUGGAUGAUUCGUGCUCAUUAUGCCAGCGUUCAUUCGCCGAUUCUCAGGAAUAUCGGGAUCAUAUGUUGCACAGUCAUAGAAUCAGUUUAAACGGUGUGGAAGAAGGAAUGAAAUUAGAAAUUCCAGACAUUAACGUCACAGAUUAAUUUUUGACGAAUUGUUUUGUGUCCCUUCCAUGUCUUUUUUCCUGUCGCCAUAUAAUAAAAAACAAAAAAUGUCUCUACUG
Molecule: messenger RNA, 4790 nt
Organism: Dimorphilus gyrociliatus
Lineage: Eukaryota; Metazoa; Annelida; Polychaeta; Dinophilidae
Source: the annotation of a GenBank genome assembly